CGUAAGGCAAAGACUUAAACACUCACUUAUAUAAAAAAAAUAUAUAUAUAUUUUAGACAAAAUCAUCAAAAGGGACUCAGAUUCGUGAAAUCUUGUCUCUUUUUUCUUUCUUUUGUCCUUUUAAACCAGUCCCUAAUCUCUCCUCAAUUGAAGGGAGAGUGUUAGAAGAAGAAGAACACAAUGGGUGUGGAUUUGAGACAAGUGGUGGCUGGAAUCCUCACCAUUACCAUGUUCGUAAUGCUCGGACAAAUGCUUCAUAGAGAUUACUUUGAUGCUAAUCAGGUUCAAGGAGAUGCACAUGAUAUUGAGUUCCAUGGAUCAAAAGUAUCUCUUGAAAAUGGACUUGUUAGAUCCAGUGAAGGGAAUAAUGGGCCUUGGAUGGAGGAUAGCAAUGAUCUUAAACCUUGUUGGUCAAUAUCUGAAUCUGAUGAAGCUGUAUCUUCAAAGGGUUAUGUUACAUUCUCCUUAACCAAUGGUCCUGAGUACCAUGUCUCUCAGAUUACUGAUGCUGUGAUGGUGGCUAAGCAUCUUGGAGCAACGCUUGUGCUCCCUGACAUAAGAGGAAGCAAACCUGGUGAUGAAAUGAACUUUGAAGACAUCUAUAACGUAGAUAAACUCGUCAAAAGCCUCGAAAGCGUCAUCAAAGUUGUGAAGAAGCUGCCAAGCCACGUUUCUCUAAGAGACAUCGCCAUUGUCAAGGUCCCCACCAGAGUUGCAGAAGACUACAUCAAGGAGCACAUCAGCCCCAUCUUCAAAUCAAAAGGAAACAUCAGAGUCACAACCUACUUCCCUUCAGUGAACUUGAGGAAGUCUUCUCUGGAUGGUGGUGAGACCGACCCUGUCUCUUGUCUGGCUAUGUUUGGCUCCUUGGAGCUGCAGCCUGGAGUGAAUGAACUGGUGGAGGCCAUGAUCCAGAGGCUCAAGAAGAAAUCUAAUGGUCGGUUCAUAGCCAUAGACUUGAGGGUUGAGAUACUUGAGAAGAAGAACUGCCGUGAGACAGGUGCAGGGGGAUCCAAAACAUGUUACAACGCGCAAGAGAUUGCAGUGUUCUUGAGGAAGCUUGGGUUUGAUGGUGACACGACUAUAUACCUGACUCAGCCGAGAUGGGAGAGCAGCCUCAACAUUCUCAAAGACAUCUUCCCUAAAACGUUUACUAAGGAGGCGAUAAUGCCUGCAGAGAAGAAGUCUAAGUACCUUGAGUUAGAGAACUCAGAGUAUGAAAAUGUUAUUGACUUCUACAUAAGUUCGAGGAGCGAUGUGUUUGUGCCAGCCAUUCCUGGUCUGUUUUACGCCAAUACUGUUGGGAAAAGGAUAGCUUUAGGGAAGCCUCAAGUUCUUGUUCCGGCUGAGAUCUCAGGCACGUCUGGUCUUUCUACUGAUUACAUCUCUCCUUAUAUCUCGAAGAAGAAUCAUUUGGCGUAUUCAUGCUUUUGUUGAAAUUUUCUGGUGUAAUUUAUGAGAGGAAUGUUUUGCCAACAGAAUCUAUAAAAGGGUCUUUUCUCACUUAAGUGUAAGGCAGUUAGUUCCAUACCAAUUUGAUUUUUAGUAAAAACUGUUGUUGAGUUACAGAGCU
Brassica oleracea var. oleracea is the source of this 1573-nucleotide messenger RNA. RefSeq lists its product as uncharacterized. The transcript has 6 exons. Lineage: Eukaryota; Viridiplantae; Streptophyta; Magnoliopsida; Brassicales; Brassicaceae. The coding region runs from base 181 to 1437 and encodes 418 amino acids. The record is from RefSeq and is a predicted model, not a curated record.